AUGAAGUUCUCAACUACUCUUUUGCCCCUUGCGGCAGUUUCUACUGCCUUUGUAAUUCCUGAUGAGCAAAUAACCAAUCAGAUCAUCGUUGAAUCUCAAGCAACUUCAAAAACAUGGCUCGAUAGAAUCUCAGAGACCAAAGACAAUGUUUUCUCUCAUGCCGAAAAGUCUUUGAAGGAUGCAGUUGCAUUCAGUGAGAAUGCUUUCGAUAAUGCUAUGGAUACACUUUCCGAGACUUCCGAACAGGCACAGAAUAUCAUUGAAUGUCACCACUCAAUGUCAAAGUUUGAUAUCUCAGGCUGGCUAGAUUCUGCCAUUUCUACUGUCGAGGAUAUCGAUAUUUUCGACCACCCUCACGAGGAGCCUCCUCAUCAUGGAAACCCUCCUCACCCUCCUCACCACCCAAAGAACCCACAUCAUGGUCAUGGCAAGCCUAACAAGACUGUCUACGAACUAAUUGCUAGCAGCAAGUACACCACCAAACUCGCUGAGCUCAUCAAUGAAUUUCCGGAGAUUGUUGAUGCUUUGAAUAGUACCGAGGCAAAUUACACAGUAUUCGCACCAACUGAUGAGGCCUUUGAGAAGAUUCCAGAUCAUCACAAGAAACCUUCAAAGGAAUUGCUCAAGGCUGUCCUUGGAUACCACGUCUCUCCAGACUUCUAUCCAGCUGGUCGUGUCCUCGUUUCGCAUACUAUCCCAACUUUAUUGAAAGAAAGUCGCCUUGGGGACGAACCUCAACGUCUUCGUGUUGGUUUAGGUCUCAAGGGAUUGGCCGUCAAUUUCUACAGCAGGAUUGUCGCCGUCAACGUUUUCGGCACAAACGGAGUGAUACACGGUGUUGAUUCUCUUCUCCUCCCACCUCCAUCCGCUCUUAAAAUCAUCGAACUCCUCCCUGGCGAAUUCUCGACUCUUCAACUCGGUCUUGAGAAAACAGGCCUCUUCGAUACCAUCGCAGCAUCUCAUCACACAGGAGGAACAUUCUUUGCACCCAAUAAUUGGGCAUUCCAAAAGCUUGGUCCUAGAAUCAAUGCAUUCCUAUUCAGCAAAUACGGUCAAAAAUAUCUCAAAGCCCUUCUCAAAUACCACAUCGUCGCAAACCAGACUCUGUACUCCGAUGCUUUCUACAAAGCCAAGUCUGAUGACGCAAGCUUUAAUGUCAUUGAUGAGAUCGAUACUGCGGAUAUCCCCAAGGGACGCUUCCAUAUCGACUUGCCUACAUUAUUGGAAGAUAAGAGUCUCAGUGUCGAUAUUGCGAGAUUUGGUGGUUUCAUCAGUAUCAAGAUUAAUGGAUUCAGCAGCGUGAGUGUCCAAGAUGGAGUUGCAAAGGAUGGUGUCAUUCAUGUUUUGAGCUCGGUUUUGAUUCCACCCAAGACACCGGGUGAAGAGAUGUGGGCGGGUGAGGAGCUGGAGGUCGAAGAUUUGAUGGAGAGGUUGAUCCCUUAUAUGAAUGAGGAAUUAAUUCAAACCCCCAAGAAAACCAAAGAAGAGGCAUUGCAAUUCAUGAAAUUCAUACUACCGAAAACACACGAGAAUCCCGAGGGAGAAGUGGAGGGGAUGGAUAAAUUUGCUAUUAUUGUGGCUCGUGGAGAGGGAGGAGAACCUCCCAAAUGCGUAGGAUUCGUCGGCACCAACCGCUUUUUCCCCGAGGGUCUGGAAGUAGGAUAUUGUAUAAAUCCUGAAUACUGGGGUUCUGGAUAUGCUACAUGGGGUUUGACGGAAUUUCUGAGGGUUUAUUGGGGAUUGGAUGAUAGAAAUCACGUCCCCCACCUCGUCGCAAAAAUCGAUCCAAGAAAUAAGGCAAGCGAGAAAGUGAUAAUGAGAGUAGGGGCGAGAAAAGGAGAGGUUCUUGAAAAUAAGGGAAAGGGAGAGGGAGAGGAAGAGGUGAAGGGGAAGGAGGAGUCAAAGAAUGAGAGAAAGAAAAACGAAUUCGGGUUGCGGGAUACGAUACUUGGAGAAACUAUCGCGAGGCUUGAAAAUAUAGAGAUUAUGAUUCUGAAAGUCUGGAUUUGGGAGUGA
Molecule: messenger RNA, 2016 nt
Organism: Sclerotinia borealis F-4128
Lineage: Eukaryota; Fungi; Ascomycota; Leotiomycetes; Helotiales; Sclerotiniaceae
Source: the annotation of a GenBank genome assembly